AUGACUCAUCUAAGAGGGAAUACUGUGACCUACCUCCUCUGGAUGCUGCUGCUGUGGAGUCAAGAGAGUGGCUGUCAGGCACAGAGGGCAGGUUGCAAAACUGUGCACUACGAUCUGGUCUUCCUCUUGGACACCUCCUCCAGUGUGGGAAAGGAGGACUUUGAGAAAGUCCGGCAGUGGGUGGCUAACCUAGUGGACACUUUCGAGAUUGGCCCAGAACGCACCCGUGUUGGGGUCGUGCGCUACAGUGAUCGACCCACCCCAGCCUUUGAGCUGGGUCACUUCAGCACUCGAGAGGAGGUCAAGACAGCAGCCCGACACUUGGCCUACCACGGUGGCAACACCAACACUGGAGACGCUCUGAGAUACAUCACCCGCCACAGUUUCUCCCCAGAGGCAGGUGGGCGGCCAGGUGACCGAGCCUACAAGCAAGUGGCCAUCCUCCUGACUGAUGGCCGCAGUCAAGACCUGGUGCUGGAUGCUGCUGUGGCAGCCCACCGUGCUGGUAUCCGCAUCUUUGCUGUGGGCGUAGGGGAGGCCCUAAAGGAGGAGUUGGAGGAGAUAGCUUCCCAACCCAAGUCUGCACACGUGUUCCAUGUAUCCGACUUCAAUGCCAUCGACAAGAUCCGUGGCAAGCUGAGGCGCCGCCUGUGUGAAAGUAAGUGUGAGUGGGGACAGGUGUCGGUGUGUGGUACAGAAGGGGAACGAGGUAUGCCUGGAAUUCCUGGCUCUCCUGGAAACCGUGGUGACCCAGGCAUUGGAGCUACUGGCCCUCCUGGUCCUUCUGGAGCACCAGGAGACAAAGGGCCUCCGGGAUCUCGAGGCUUACCUGGAUUCCCUGGGCCCCGGGGGCCAGCUGGACAAGAUGGCACACCAGGAAAUCCAGGAGAAAGAGGGCCUCCUGGCAAACCGGGUACCUCUCCACUACUGACUCCAGAGGACAUAAAUCUACUGGUUAAGGAUGUGUGCCAUGACUGCCCUCCGGGUCCCCCAGGUCUCCCUGGAAUGCCAGGUUUUAAAGGGGAUAAGGGUCUUCCGGGCAAGCCAGGGAGAGAAGGCUCAGAAGGUAAAAAGGGAGAUGCAGGACCCAGAGGUCUUCCAGGGCCCCCGGGAACAGCUGGUCCACAGGGAAAUAAAGGAGAGCAGGGUGCAGAUGGUGAAGCUGGGCAGAAAGGUGAUCAGGGCCAUCCUGGAGUUCCAGGCUUCAUAGGGCCUCCAGGAAACCCAGGGUCACCAGGAGUAGAUGGAACUGCAGGAGCUGCUGGACCUCCAGGAAUCCAAGGACCGCCUGGUAAAGAAGGUCCACCAGGCCCCCAAGGCCCAUCUGGAUUACCUGGAAUCCCAGGAGAAGAAGGCAAGGAAGGCAGGGAUGGAAAACCAGGUCUCCCAGGAGAACAAGGCAAAACUGGAGAGCCGGGUCCACCAGGACCAGAGGGUACACGAGGCCCUCCUGGCUUCAAGGGACACACCGGUGACGCAGGUGCACCUGGUCCACGGGGAGAGCCUGGUGCCAUUGGGCCACCUGGACAAGAAGGGCUACCAGGAAAAGAUGGAGACACGGGACCCAUAGGACCACAGGGUCUUCGAGGACUAAGAGGCCCACCGGGAAAGAAUGGGUCACCUGGACCCCCAGGAGACCCAGGCUCUCCAGGAAGCCCAGGUCAGAAGGGAAACAAAGGAGAAAAUGGAAGCCCAGGACUUCCUGGAUUCGUGGGACCUCGUGGGCCUCCUGGAGAACCAGGAGAGAAAGGAGUCCCAGGAAAAGAGGCAAGUAUUACAACCCAUUCUUCCCUAAUAACAUCUUAUAGGAAGAGGAGUCAGCUUCAUGGAUGA
Messenger RNA from Suncus etruscus (white-toothed pygmy shrew), 1833 nucleotides. RefSeq names its product collagen alpha-1(XXII) chain-like. NCBI's taxonomy places the organism in Eukaryota, Metazoa, Chordata, Mammalia, Eulipotyphla, Soricidae. The coding region runs from base 1 to 1833 and encodes 610 amino acids. The transcript has 21 exons. The record is from RefSeq and is a predicted model, not a curated record.